AUGCCCUACCGCCCUUCAAACGCCCGUCAAAGCCGCGACUCGUCCGCCUACGACCUCCAGACCCGCUACGCCAACACACUCGACUAUCACUCCCCUUCGUCUCCCCCACCUCCUCCUCGUUCUCCUUCUUCUUCCCACCCGGCUUUUCUGCGCGACCAACAGUCGCAUGCGCGGUAUUCAUCUGCAGACCUCUACGCCCUCGAUCACGGGACGGGAAGGGCAGAAGAAGGGAUGUUGAUGCGCGAGGAAGAGCGCGGAGGAACGCACAGUAGCGAUGAGGAGGAAGAUGGGGCGGGCUUUGCGUCGUAUGGGGACUUUGAGGCGGCGGGCAAGAGGAAGAGCUCGGUGCACUUGGGCGGGCAGAGGCAGAGCUUUAGGCCGGGGAUGGUAUCCCACCCCUCCGGCUUCUCAACCCGCUCCACCUUUGACUCAACCUACCCCAAACCCCCGGCCUCAGCAUCCACCUCGAAAUUCCCUACCACGCCCGCCUCUGAACUCGUCGACGCGCCUAUCCUCUCCCGCGCAGACUGGACGCCCGGCGAAGCGAUGCGUGAGAAGGAUGCGAGAGACGCGGAGAAGAAGAGGGAGAAGAGGGAGAGGGUCGUGGGGGAUGUGAAGGCUGCGGGAAGGGGCGUGGGUGGGUGGGUGAGGAGGAACUGGAAGUGGCUUGUGCCGCUGGUCGUCUUCCUUGGCGUUGCCGCCAUCCUCCUCUGCUACUUCCUCAUCCCACGCACUCCCACAAUCACCUUCAACUCGCCCAAGAUUCCCGACCCGGCACUCACGUCGGACGACCCGUCGCCUUACGUCUCGUCUGCAGAUCCGACUGGAUUCAGCUUUGGUGCGAAUUUGACGCUGGCGAUCGACUCCUCCGCCUCGUACCUUCCCGUCCACUACCGCUCCUUCGCCAUCACCGUCCGCCUGCAAGAGACCGACGGGAUCGUCGCGACGCAGAAGUGGGACGCGGGGGAGAUCAAGGUCCAGCCGAAGAGGGUGACGAGUUAUCAGUUCCCGAUCCAGUUCUACGGCAACUACUCGAGCUCGAGCAACCCAACCUACCAAAUUAUGCGCUCCUCCUGCGCGCACCUCUACCCCACGACUGACCGCGCCCCACUGAACUUGACCGUCACCGUCUCGAGCGAGAUCACGGGCGUUGUUGGCACGAAGGAGAGGACCGCGAGGUUGGAUGCGGUCGAGUGUCCGGUACAGUGGAGUGGGACGGCGGCGUGA
This is a messenger RNA of Rhodotorula toruloides NP11, 1227 nucleotides long. RefSeq lists its product as uncharacterized. Lineage: Eukaryota; Fungi; Basidiomycota; Microbotryomycetes; Sporidiobolales; Sporidiobolaceae. The coding region runs from base 1 to 1227 and encodes 408 amino acids. The record is from RefSeq and is a predicted model, not a curated record. The transcript has 6 exons.